GUGACACACGCGGCUUCAGUAGGUAGGCUGCCAGCUCUGACAUGUAAACAAACUUCGAAAAUACUAAUUGCAGCAAAAGUGUGAAGACGUGAGAAUGGCAGAACAGCACAUACAGGCAAAGCUCGUCACCUUUCUGAAACAGGAUAAAAUUCAGCUCUGGAAACCUCCAUUCACUACAGACAGUAAUGAAGCUGGACAUGAACAUAUGCAGGAGCUUGCUGUUCGGUAUUCCCAAGUUGUCGGAUUCCCUCAGCCUGAUGUGGAAAUUGCUCUGGAGGACAUAAGAUGUCUAGCAGUUAAUAGAGGAAAAGGAAACAAAACCUACAGGGAGACAAAUAUUGCAACUCUGGAGCUUAUCUUGCCAAAGGAAAUGAAAAAGGGUAAUAAAAAGAAAAACUACUUUGAAACAAAACUGGAUAUCACUGCUGAAGAACUGAUGAAUAAGAUCAUUGAGGGAUUUGAUCUCAAACACAUUAAGCUGAUUUUGAAUGGAAAGACUCUGUCUCCUGAUAAGCAACUUCACGAGCAGAAUGUAAAGAAUAACAGCAAAAUUAUGGUGCUAAAGCUGAGUGAGCCAGAAGGUAAAAGAAUGAUGAUGGAAGCAGAGGAAAAAAAGCGACAUGAUGAAGAAACUAUGAAAAGGACCCAGAAAGGCUUUCAGAUCCUCUCAGAAAGAGAUGGUAGUGAAGAUCCAGCAACCACCCCUUAUCUGGAGAUAGCAGAUCAGAAAGGCAACCCUAUCCACAUUCCACUCCGUGAGAAAAAAGCUCUUAUUCUGGCAAUGGGCUUUCAUGAGAAAGGCAGAGCAUUAAUGAAGAGAAAGGAAUAUGAAACAGCUCUCUCUUACCUGCUUUCAGCAGAUGAGCAGUUCAGUAAAUGUGGUUCUGCACUGCUGAACACAGUGGAUAACUAUGCAGUGCUGCAGUUGGACAUUGUGUGGUGUUACCGUGCUCUAGAGGCACUUAACUGUUUGGAGGAUGGUAAGCAGAGGCUGCAGAAAGCUGAGGAAUGCUUCCUUAGAUGCUAUGGGGAAGAGAAGAGGAGACUGCAGCAAAUCAAGGGUACUACAGGUGGAGAGGAGGUGCUAUUCCUAAGGCUUUAUCUCCUCCAGAGUCUUCUGGCCUACCUGGAAGGUAAUGAGACCCAGGCUGCUAAUAAACUUCAAAAGGUAGAGGAGCUCUACAGCCAUUUGUGUCUGGAUCCAGAGAAGAUGACCCUGUUGAUGAGUAUGGGAUUUAGCGAGCAGGACACUCGUCUUGGCCUACGAGCCUGUAGAGGCAACUUGGAUGAGGCAGCCCUGCACAUCACCCGCAAAAGAAAUGAGCGAAAAGAGAUAAAGCAAAGGGAGCAAGAGAAGAGAAGGCGGCGUCUGGAAGCCAUCAACACACUGGUAGAGCUUGGCUAUGAAAAAAAUGCAGCCGCCAAGGCCCUCCAUAAGACCAAGGGAAAUGUGGAUGAAGCCUAUAAGUAUCUUCUGAAUUCAGAAGCUGGCAACUAUGAGAUGUCUCAGGCUGAUACAGAUACACAGACCAAAGUGGAUCAGAUGGCAUACCUGGGCUUCCAGAGGGGGGACGUAGAAGCAGCUCUAAGCUUGGUUGGAGGUGAUGUGGUUCAGGCCACUCAGCUCCUCUUGGAUAAUCAGGGUUUUAUUCCCCCAGAGCUACAUUCACCCUCAGCUCCAUCCUUAUCAUCAGAUGAGCCCAGCACCUCAUCUGAGGACUCCACGGCAUCUGGGUCAAGCAGUCUGGAUGCAGAAUUGGUGAAUGAGGUUUUGGAGGACAUCCCCAGACAUGAGGAGGAUUACUUGGAUGUGACUUUGGAGGAGGAGGAGAAUGUCAUUGCACUAAUGAAGUCAUAUCUGCAAAAAAGCUCAGCACGUCCGAGCUAAGCCUAUUGCUUGCUGAAAUCGUCAGGGAUCCGGUAAUAAGGGAAAAUUAUCAGUGACCCUCAUACUGAAUCAGUAAUGGUUACAGGUCAGCUAUAAAACAUAGUAAAUCUGCAAUAAUGUAAGUUUAUUUUGUUCAUUGUUUUACAUUGUAAUAAUGGAUAAUUCAGUUUUGACAUGGCUUCUAAAUAAAAAAAAUAGCAAAAAUUUAAAGAUAAACUGGGUUUAACAAUAAAUAAUACCAUAAUAAAAAUAAUUUGUGUUGUAUAAUAUUUUUUGAAUAAUUCUUUAAAUGUCAGGACAAAUCUUUUAUCCUCAUUUUUUAUUUAUCUUAAAUUAAGUUUGGCUUUUCAACAUUUACCUCUAAAAGGGAUAAUUUUUUGUGUUAAAUAUAAGCUUGGAAGCAAGAAUUAGUUUUGAUUUCAUUGUUCUUUAUUUCAAGUACCUUAAAUGUUCCGUUUGCUUCAACUCUGUUUAAGUUCAUAUUCAAGUUGCAUUCAAAGAUGUUUUGUUAAAUAUGCAAUAAAUGUUUAAU
This is a messenger RNA of Trichomycterus rosablanca, 2420 nucleotides long. Its product is annotated as NEDD8 ultimate buster 1-like. The coding region runs from base 95 to 1888 and encodes 597 amino acids. Gene Ontology annotation, molecular function: protein binding. The record is from RefSeq and is a predicted model, not a curated record. The transcript is spliced from 15 exons. Gene Ontology annotation, biological process: regulation of ubiquitin-dependent protein catabolic process. Lineage: Eukaryota; Metazoa; Chordata; Actinopteri; Siluriformes; Trichomycteridae.